This is a messenger RNA of Phycomyces blakesleeanus NRRL 1555(-), 273 nucleotides long. RefSeq names its product fork head transcription factor. NCBI's taxonomy places the organism in Eukaryota, Fungi, Mucoromycota, Mucoromycetes, Mucorales, Phycomycetaceae. The annotation marks the transcript as partial. The record is from RefSeq and is a predicted model, not a curated record. The transcript is spliced from 2 exons. Gene Ontology annotation, molecular function: RNA polymerase II cis-regulatory region sequence-specific DNA binding; DNA-binding transcription factor activity, RNA polymerase II-specific. Gene Ontology annotation, biological process: regulation of transcription by RNA polymerase II.
AUGCCAUGGUGGACGCCUUGCUACCCAACAGAGAAACCUCCAUUUUCAUAUGCCACUCUCAUUGGCCUUGCAAUUCUUUCUAGUCCAGAAGGGCGUCUUACAUUGAGCGCCAUUUAUCUCUGGAUCUCCAUAAAUUACCCCUAUUACUCACUUGGUGAAGGAGGGUGGCAGAACUCUAUUCGCCACAAUUUGUCUUUAAACAAAAAGUGGUUUACCAAACUUAACAGACGACCAACCCAAGCCAACCCAGGAAAAGGGUGUUACUGGACACUA